ACUAUUUAUCCAUCUAUCUUUGAGAAGUGAGUAGUGCAGUAGAGAUCGCUGGACUAAUUCAGGCAGUAGACUAAGUGAUUAAUAUCUCUGAAAAUUCAACUUGUGAACAACUCAUAUCGAAAUUAACUGAAUUACGUUCUUAAAAUUUUCAAGACAUUACUACAACAAGAACUGGAUACAUCAUGAAAAGCGCAACAGUAAAUCAAGAAAUAAAGAACGCAAUAAGGAGAGAACUAUUGAAAAAUAAAGAUGUUCCAAAAGAAUCUGAAGUUAGGUAUCAUCUUGGCUCCCAGUUGGCCAAAACGUUCUUUGGUACUCUGGACUAUACUGGGCAACAGUACCUCGCUCUUGUUCCUCCGGGGGAAGGCCCGCAUACAUGUCUGACGUUAGCUGAGAGUGAGGCUUCGGUCAGACAGUUUGCUCUCAACGCUCCAUUAACCAGCAGGGCAGUGACACAUGUUGGCAUACUAGACGUUGGUGGAGGAUGUUUACUUAAAUAUGAAAACGAAAUCUUGGCUAGACACCGGAGAGAGCUAGUAGAACUGGAAAAAACUGUUCGCGCUGAAGAGGCGGUAAAGUUAAAAGCUGCAGUUGCAGAAGCCAGAAAACAGGAGAGAGAAAUCUGCGAAAGGAGACACUUGGAACUAACGGACACAUACGAGAAACUUCUUUUUAUUGCAGUCAGCAGUGUUGUUAAAACAUUACAAAGAGAAUGCGAUAAGAGAGUUCAGAGAGAUUGCGAAGAACUCGACAAAAUGCUGAGAGAUCAAUUUGAGUAUAAACUGAGCUCCACUAUAGAAGCUCUGGAAGCUCGUUUCAAGGAGGAUACGCUAAACCGCUUAGCUAACCAACGGGCAGACUUCCAUGCGUACCUACAGUACAUACGGCAGGCAACCUUAGACUUAUUCCAUGAAAUUGAUAUGCACCACAUGCACGCUCUUCAGAAGCUUCGAAACGACUUAGAAACUGCUAACAUGGCUGACAUAUGUUACGUAACUGCAAGGGAGAGGAAAAGCUGCCAGGAGGAGAAACGAAGGAUCUGGCAGAGGUAUGACGAGACUGUGGCAAAAUUCAAAAAGAUAAUCGAGGAAAAGGAAAUGGAUAUAACCGUGACGAGGCUGGAGAUCAUGAAAGGAAGGUCUGAGGCCUUAGUGUGGCAGGAAAAGGUGGAUGAAAUUUUGCAAGAAUUUCAGAAGUUCGUCGCCUUCGCUCUGAAGUCUCUUCCAGAACAUUCCGCCUUUUUGAUAGACAGAAAGAGACUGCUUGACGCCGUCAAAGAUAAGAUUAAAGGAACGGCGUGGAAGAAGGUUACGGAUGCGAUGGAGAGUCUGUUCAACGCGGUUAUGGAGCGUAUAUCUGAACACGAGCGCGAAGAAGAAGCGAUUAGGGAAAUCCGUGAAGCAGAGGCAGAGCGAAGACGACAGGAGAGUACUGCUGCAUUUAUGCGAGGUGAAGUUAUCGAUUUAGUACCUACGGCAGACCAGAUAGAUGAGCACAGGCAGAAGCGCAAAGAGAGUACGACUGCGUUCGUGGAAAAGGAAGUUAUAUUGCCUGCCGCUGUUGCUGCCGCUCCCACGACGUUCGUGCGCGACGAAAUUGUAAAGGCGAUACCUCCUGUUGCCGUGCUGGAGACUUCCAAAACGAAGAGGAAGGAAAGGGAACGAGUUGUCCAAUUUGCUCGUGAUGAAAUUGAAAACUUACUGACAAUUUUCCGUAAACAUCCUAGCAUGGCGGACUUCGUAGCGCCGCCUCUAAAUACGGAAUAAAGCUUUUCACUGGAUGUGAGAUGUAUUGUUUUGUUAUGGCCAUUACAUCUUCAGAGUGUAUAUGCGGACAAGGAAAAAAAAUCCCCGGUUUUUUUCCGGAUUUCCAGAUUGAAAAAUACACUUUCCCGCGGGCUAAAA
Messenger RNA from Schistocerca gregaria, 1904 nucleotides. RefSeq lists its product as uncharacterized. The record is from RefSeq and is a predicted model, not a curated record. The coding region runs from base 183 to 1766 and encodes 527 amino acids. The transcript has 5 exons. Lineage: Eukaryota; Metazoa; Arthropoda; Insecta; Orthoptera; Acrididae.